Messenger RNA from Owenia fusiformis, 1582 nucleotides. NCBI's taxonomy places the organism in Eukaryota, Metazoa, Annelida, Polychaeta, Sabellida, Oweniidae. The record is from the annotation of a GenBank genome assembly.
GAUAAUGUCACACGUGAAGAGACCAUUGCUGGACAUGGAACUAUAGAAUGACGGGAGUUGUUUGAUAAUAUAGUAUAUUGCUUUCAAAUGAUGUCUUCUGUGAAAGGGAAAGAACACCUUUAUAUCCUUCACCUUGCUUGAACUUAAUAAAAGCACAGAUGCUAUAAACUAAAAAAAUAUACUGAGUAAAAAUGAGGACUAUAUAGAGGAAGCUAAACGUUGCUUGACAUUUCAGAUGUUAAGAUAUAAUAUCUGUGUGUUAUAAAAUGACACGAAGUGAUACAAGAUCAGUGUUAUUUGCCAUAUCAAUUGGUGUUCUGACUUCCAUUUGUAAGGUCUUGAUUGGACUAACAUUACAGGAAAUUAAUGAGAAACGUAUCACGAACUUUGAACUUGGUUUUCUGAGAAUGAUCAUUCAGUUGUUGAUUGGAUCAAUAUGGCUGUACAAAACGCAACAUAAUGAGACAGGAUCGGAAUAUAUAAAUUAUCAGAAUGGAUCUGUGGACUUACUCAAUAGUACCUUAUACUGUGUUUCAAAUUAUUUCUUUUUGCUCGGAUUGCGAUCAGGCGCAGGAAUGGGAGACUUAUAUUCUUUGAUUUCCUCAACCAGAAUUAUAAUGGUUGUCAUUUUUGCAAGGAUUUUUAUCAAAGAACCAAUACAUUUUAUUUUAGUGAUAUCAGUUGUAAUUUGUCUACUUGGAAAUAUUGCAAUCACACAACCAGAUAUUAUAUUCCAAACAGCUAAUCUCGGCAUCCUUUUGCGGCCUUUAUGGAACAAUAGUGAGAACUUUGAGCAGAAUAUUACAAGCAAACAUGAUAUAUUAGAGUCCCCCAUCUGGCCUGGGUAUAUCGCAGCUGCUACUGGUGCCACCUGUCGGGCUCUUACUGUUAUUAUCACCAGAUGGAGCUUGCAUGAAAAAACGAUUUCGACGACGGCACGUAUUUCCGAAGCACGCUUGGUGUUUAAUAUUGCGGCAAUUGGCGUUCUUUUCUAUGGAACAGGUUGCUUUUUUCAAGGAUUUUAUUUUCCCGAUAAUCUUCAUGAUAUUAUAUGCGUUCUUGGCUAUGCGAUUUCGUCAGCCCCCUAUAUCAUUUGUUAUGUCAUGACUUUAAAAUUACUCCCAGCUUCAGCUGCAGCAAUCAUUUUUUCUCUCUCUAUAGUAUUUGGAACUUUAUUUCAGUACACAUUAUUUACAAAAACACACAAAGGAAACUCUAAUAUUUUAGAGAUUGUAGGAGUUGUAUUAGUUUUGAUCGGAGUAACCAUCAUGCCUCUGAGACAAAUUUGUCAAAGUGAACAAAUUGUCGAGAAAAGUCUGCAGAAACAUCAGAUUAUAUCAAAGGAUGCAACUAAAAACAGUUUGCCAAAGAAGCGUUUUUAUUUCCCCCAGUCUAUCAAAUAGGAGAAAUAGCUGAGGUAAAGAGGUAAACCAAUGGUGCACUCAAGCCCCGGACUCGAGCUUGUUAUGUUGUAAGCUCCGUCAAGAUCAGGCAAUUUUUCUUACAAUGCUCAUGUUAUGGCUAAAGGCCCGGUCACACCGCCCGGACGUUGCUGGAGCGUUCCUUGAACGUUGAAAAAAUU